GCCCCGGCGACGGCGGCGGGUGCGAGGCGGGAGUGGGCGCGGGAGAGUGAGCGGGUGAGCGAGAAAGAAGGAGAGCGAGAGAGGGAGAGCGAUAGCGAGAAAGACCGAGCGCGACGGAGAGAGACGGAGAGGGAGAGCGAGCGGCAUCUGCGUUAUGUCCGGGCCGCCGAGCCCGCGGCGCUGAGCCCGCCGGGACGGACAUGCGCAGGAGGGCGCCGCGGGGCCGCCGCGUCCCUGGGUUUCCCAAGUACUGGGAUCACAGCAUGAACCAGAAUGCCUGGCUUGAAAUUACUUUUAUAGCUUGGGAGAAAUGCACAAGAUUCACUUGUGCUUCCUGCCCAGCACAUCCAUGCCAGAGAAGGGAAUGAAAACUACUGGCUGACUUAAAAUCCCUGGGCUUCACAGAUUUGGAGACAUCCAGAAUAAGGCACAAUGUCAACAGCAGGAGUUGCUACUCAGGAGAUUAGAGUCCCAUUAAAAACUGGAUUUCUACAUAAUGGCCAGGCCUUGGGGAAUAUGAAGACCUGCUGGGGUAGUCGCAGGGAGUUUGAAAAUAACUUUUUAAAUAUUGAUCCAAUAACCAUGGCCUACAGUCUGAACUCCCCUGCUCAGGAGCACCUCACAGCUGUCGGAUGUGCCUCACAGCCUGCUGCAAUGAAUGGCCACUUCUUUGCGGAAUAUGGUCCAUCUCCGAAGUCAAGCUUGCCACCUCUUAUUAUUCCCCCAGGUGAAAGCUCGGGACAGUGUGAAGAGGACCAAGUUGUGUGUGGUUUGAAGAGACUCUCAGUGAGUGGGGUCUGCACUUCCACGCCUCCACUUACACCCAUAAAAAACUUCCCUUCCCUUUUUCCGUGUGCAGCUCUGUGUGAUCGGGGCUCUCGGCCACUCCCACCCCUGCCCAUCUCUGAAGACCUCUCUCUGGACGAGGUGGACUCUGAGGUAGAAUUCCUAACCAGCUCAGACACAGACUUCCUUUUAGAAGACUGUGUGCUUUCUGGUUUCAAAUACGAUGUUCCUGGCAGGCGAAGCUUCCGUGGGUGCGGACAGAUCAACUAUGCAUAUUUUGACACCCCGACUGUUUCUGUAGCAGAUCUCAGCUGCUCGUCUGACCAGAAUGGAGGCGUCCCAGAUCCAAAUCCUCCCCCACCUCAAAGCCACCGCAGAUUAAGGAGGUCACACUCGGGACCAGCCGGGUCCUUCAACAAGCCAGCCAUCCGGGUCUCCAGCUACACACACACAGCCUCUCCCAGCUCAGAUGGAGACAAGCCUGAGGUGCCUCCCAGAAUUCCCAUACCUCCUAGGCCAGCUAAGCCAGACUACAGAAGGUGGUCAGCAGAAGUGACCUCCAGCACAUACAGUGAUGAAGACAGGCCUCCCAAAGUCCCCCCAAGAGAACCGUUGUCACGGAGUAACUCCCGCACCCCAAGUCCUAAAAGCCUUCCAUCUUACCUCAAUGGGGUUAUGCCCCCAACACAGAGCUUUGCCCCUGACCCCAAGUAUGUCAGCAGCAAAGCCCUGCAAAGACAGAACAGUGAAGGAUCUGCCAGCAAAGUCCCUUGCAUCCUGCCCAUCAUUGAAAAUGGGAAGAAGGUCAGUUCAACACAUUAUUACCUACUACCUGAGAGACCGCCCUACCUAGACAGAUACGAGAAGUUCUUUAGGGAAGCAGAAGAAACUCGCCCGAGCACCCAGAUUCCACCAUUACCUGCUGCCUGUGGUAUGGUGUCCGCCACAGAAAAGCUGGACUCCAGGAUGAAAAUUGAUCUGGGUGGCCACGGGAAACGCAAACACUUAUCCUAUGUGGUUUCUCCUUAGGUGUGAGGGUCGAGGUUCAGACGUUCCAUGGGAACGGAUGGCUCUCCAUUUCCUGUCUGGUGGAGGGCCACAGAACAAUAUGUCAGAUUGCGGAAAGUGGUCAGUGAACUCUGUCUUAAUGAGAAGGGGUAGAGCAGUCAUGAGGUGCUGUUAGGCUGAGAAUCCCUCAUUUCCUGAUUGUGUUACCAUGGAAGAAAACGACUACAAUUUAAAGAUGUGAUAGUGGGGUGGGAAGGAUGGGAAAACUUUUACAUAUGACCACACUAUAUGCCUAUGUAUAAACUUGUGGUGUAACCAUAGACCGUAGCUGCAGGAUAACCAAUUAGGUACUGUCUUAGAGUCAUACAUAUUCAGAGUAAUGGAAGCUCAGGAUGGAGCCAGGAAUGGGAGAGAACAGUGUUGUUUAGAUCAAAAUCAUGAAAAAACAUUUUUGUUUAGUGAGUUUAAAUAUUUCUGGCACUUAGGCGCGCUGUGUAGUGUAUUUCGUGUAUUUUUGCAAGCAGUCUUCUCCAUACAGAGCAAAGAGGGCGUUCUCACCAGGCCUGUGCCACCCUGUUGAAGUUGGCCCAAGGCCUGAAGCUCCCAGCUUUGGGGUCCUUGUCUUGUGCAGGGAAGGCGGCAGUUUCUGGACCAUGUUACCACUUAUGCAUGUCUCAUAGCUUAAAAAUUGACACUAAAAGUCGGUGAAGAAUUUUUCCAUACAAUUCCUGCUUUUUCCCAUCUGCUACAAUAGCCCCUCUACCGAGGCUUUCAGGACGGUAGUAGGGUCUGAUGGAGUCACGCUAGCCGUCAGUGUGGGAUGUGAGUGUUCUAGACUGGUGAAGCCAUUAGCUAUGUGAUUGAGAGUUGCUGUGCGGGGAUGUGUGGUAUGGUUUUUGUUUUGUUCAGUUUAGUUUUGUUUUUAGACUAUUAAUAAACAAAUACAACACAAGCUGGCCUUGUGUUGCUGGUUCCUAUUCAGUAUUUCCUGGGGAUUGUUUGCUUUUUAAGUGAAACACUUCUGACCAAUAGCACAGAUGUCUUAAUGCCGGAGGUCACGCCAGCAUCUUCCUGUUUGAAAACUCUCCCGGCUGGCUGCUCCACUGCCUGGGAUUCAGGGAGAGGCAUAGCUUGUGUUUGUUUUUUACAUCCUCUGAUGCAUUAAUCUAGUAUUGAUUAGCGCAAGAGAGAAGGUGCUCACUAACAGAGGGACAUUACUGCGAUGUUCUGUAACAGUUAAGCUGUUCAGUUUAAACUGCUGAAUGACAUUAUUUGAGCUAUUUAAAGCUUACUAUAUUUUAGUAUGAACUAAAUGAAGGUUAAAACAUGCUUUAGAAAAUGCACUGAUUUCUGCAUUAUGUGUACAGUAUUGGACAAAGGAUUUAUUCAUUUUGUUGCAUUAUUUUGAAUAUUGUCUUUUCAUUUUAAUAAAGUUAUAUUACUUAUUUAUGA
This is a messenger RNA of Nannospalax galili (Upper Galilee mountains blind mole rat), 3246 nucleotides long. It is a transcript of the gene Errfi1, whose product is annotated as ERBB receptor feedback inhibitor 1. Lineage: Eukaryota; Metazoa; Chordata; Mammalia; Rodentia; Spalacidae. Gene Ontology annotation, cellular component: extrinsic component of cytoplasmic side of plasma membrane. The transcript has 5 exons. Gene Ontology annotation, biological process: negative regulation of epidermal growth factor receptor signaling pathway; regulation of keratinocyte differentiation. The record is from RefSeq and is a predicted model, not a curated record. Bases 433 to 1815 code for a protein of 460 amino acids.